This is a messenger RNA of Nematostella vectensis (starlet sea anemone), 2047 nucleotides long. Its product is annotated as putative alpha-L-fucosidase 1. NCBI's taxonomy places the organism in Eukaryota, Metazoa, Cnidaria, Anthozoa, Actiniaria, Edwardsiidae. Gene Ontology annotation, cellular component: lysosome. The record is from RefSeq and is a predicted model, not a curated record. The transcript has 5 exons. The coding region runs from base 137 to 1690 and encodes 517 amino acids. Gene Ontology annotation, biological process: glycoside catabolic process; fucose metabolic process. Gene Ontology annotation, molecular function: alpha-L-fucosidase activity.
CACAGCACGUGCCGAUUUAAGAGAACAUAACAAUCGACUUCGAUGAUCACAGGACCAAACGAAACAAGCACAGACAGAGCAUCCUUCUAGACACAGCAGAACUCCUUCCCUUGAAUCUUGCUCAGCUACUAGCGUGAUGUCGAGUUUGCCGUGGUCUGUACCGGUGCUCUGUGUUAGCGUUAUCUGUGUUCUCUCUUCGUCGGCAUUCGACCUUGCGAAGCCUAGCGCUGGCCAGGCCAAGUGGCUGGAUCAUGAAGUCGGAGCGGUAAUUCACUUCAACAUGCAGACGUUCAACAAGUCAAUGAGCCAAGGGGACGUUGCGCCUCCGGAUACCUUCAACCCGAGUGAGCUAUCCGUCGACCAAUGGGUGGGUGCGGCUGUUAGCUUUGGCGCCAAAUGGGUGACCUUGACCUUGAGUCAUUUCAGCGGGUUUCUUCUUUGGCCGAGUGAGUCGUACAAAUACACAGUCAGGAACACCAAAUGGCGUGGAGGAAAUGGCGACCUUGCGUGGGAUCUUAUCCAAUCUUGCAAAAAACAUAACAUAGAGCACGGCUUCUAUCUAAGCGUACACAACAACUGGUUCAUGGACGUGAACAACUACCGAGUCAGAAACGAUUCCGAGAAAAGCGCAUUCUUCAAUGCAUCCCUCGCCCAAUUCCAAGAAAUAUUCGGCCCCGAAAGCAAAUAUAAAGACCCGUUUUAUUUAUGGAUGGAUGCGGGAAUCGUGAAGGGUGUGAGCCCUGACGUUGGAAGUCUAUUCGACAAGCUAGCACCAAAUACGGUAUGCGACGAGUGCCCAACCUUCGCGCGGUACAAUGGGUUGCGUUGGGUUGGUAACGAGCAGGCUGUGGCGCCGCUGCCCAACUGGUACGCAGUAAAAGAAGGGAAGUGUGGAACCAACACGCACGGUGCGGAAAAGGAUAUGGGUACACCUACGGGCGAACAGUUCUGCCCAAGUAGUUGUGACACGGUGGUACGUGAACACUACUGGUUCUGGUGGAAUAAUACCGAGAACACAGUGAAGACGCCACAAAGACUGCUCCAACAGUACCUGACAAGUGUAGGACGGGGUUGCACCCUCAUCUUGGAUAUGAACCCGGACCCACGGGGUCUCAUUCCAGACCCGGACCUCAAGGCGUACCAAGGAUUUGGCGAGGGGGUAAAGCUGCUAUAUAAACACCCAGUGUUUAUCGAGAAAGGACCAAAACUUUCCAUUUUGGUGGCCAAGACCUGGGAGAUCAGCAUAAAGGCUGCCAACGGUUCAGUAGUGUUGAUGGAAGACAUCGUGGCAUACGGGCAACGAGUUGAGGAAUAUCGGCUAUACUUUAUUACCGCUGACGGGCCAAUCGGAGAGCUCGGGAGCACUAUUGGCCAUAAAAGGAUUCACCCAUUUCCGGCGGAAGUUGCUGGGAAGGAAGUGCACGGGAUCGAGUUGGUUCUUACGAAACUUGUGAUUGGCGGAUCAUUGCAGUUACGUCAGGUAGCCGUGUAUGACUGGAGCGAGGCCGUAAAGCGUGGUUACCUGGACAGCCGUGACAAUCACGUGGACAGCAAUGGUAAACACGUGAACAGCAGUGGCAAAAACGUGGACACUGGAGACAAGCACAUGGACAAUAACGACAGUCACGUUGAAAGUGAUGCUAAUCACGUGACGAGCGAUGAAAAACACGCGGGCAGUAAUGACAUGUGAGAGACACGAGCAGUGAUGACGCGCAUGCCUGAGGAACCAGGUCUCACUAAGGUUCAGGGAUAAUAAGUAAACACGAGGUUCCUCUUUAAAAGGGAAAGCUCCUCCCACCCCGGGUUAAAAAACAAUCAGUUAUCAAUCAGCCGUCAAUGAGUCAACAUGUCAGGACAAUUGCUUUUGCUAAAUUCAAAUUUCAUAUUCUAAACCAAAAUAAAUAUCAUCCCUAGACUCGUCCACCUAAAAUGUUGGAGGAACAUUCCCUUUUUUAGCGGAACCUCGUGUGUAAUGGAGUGUGGCGAUGUUUCGCAUCUUUUUUCAUUGUCAUUUGUACCAAUGGUAAUUAAAUGCACCACAAACUUA